AUGGCAAGCUCAAUCGCUAGCACCAUGGCACUUUGCAGAGCGCGCAGCGGGCUGCUGCUUCUCGGCAUGGCUCUGCUCCCUCUGGGCAUGGCCAUGGACGCCAUUGGCAGUAACUGCGCCGGGACCAGGUACGCUGGCAGCGGCAAGGCCAACAUCGACUCCGUCCUGGCGGACCUCGUCGCCAAGGGCUCCUCGGGAGGCUUCGCCACGGCCGUUGCCGGCAAGGGUAAUAGCACCGUCGUCUACGGCCUCGCGCAAUGCCGCGGCGACGUCUCCGCCAGCGACUGCUCCUCCUGCCUCGCGGACGCCGCCAAGCAGCUCCCCACUGCCUGCAGCUACCUAUCCGACGCCAGAAUAUGCUUGGCUGGCCUGUACGUACGCGCGUGCAGGUACGACUUCUGCUUCAUGCGGUACGACGACACAGACUUCGCCGGGCAGUCGGACACGGGCGCCGGCGUGAUCUUGGUGAACGUGCAGGCGGCGGACGACCCCAAGCCGUUCAAGAAGGCGGUGGGGAAGGUGAUGAACAAGGCGACGGCGCAGGCGUCGGCGUCGGGCCGCGCGGGGCUCGGCAGGUCCAAGGACCAGUACACGCCGUUCGUCACCAUCUACGGCCUGGCGCAGUGCACGCGGGACCUCGCGCCGCUGGUGUGCGCGCAGUGCGUCUCGGUGGCGCUGUCCAAGUUCGGCGACUACUGCGGCGCGCAGCAGGGCUGCCAGAUCAACUACAGCAGCUGCAGGGUGCGCUACGAGAUCUACCCCUUCUACUUCCCGCUGGACGGCGCCGGCGGCCGCGCCACCACCGAUAUGACGAAAUACACCAAGAUCGUCGUGCACGCUUGA
Messenger RNA from Triticum turgidum subsp. durum (durum wheat), 843 nucleotides. The record is from the annotation of a GenBank genome assembly. Lineage: Eukaryota; Viridiplantae; Streptophyta; Magnoliopsida; Poales; Poaceae.